Hevea brasiliensis (rubber tree) is the source of this 3354-nucleotide messenger RNA. RefSeq lists its product as uncharacterized. Gene Ontology annotation, molecular function: nucleic acid binding. The record is from RefSeq and is a predicted model, not a curated record. Gene Ontology annotation, biological process: DNA integration. Lineage: Eukaryota; Viridiplantae; Streptophyta; Magnoliopsida; Malpighiales; Euphorbiaceae.
AUGGCUAGUUCAUCUAGUAAUACUGCUGGUAUACCUGCACCUUUAGUUGAAGGCUACUCAAUCACUAGACCACCACUUUUCAAUGGCACUAAUUAUUCAUUUUGGAAAGUAAGAAUGAGAAAUUUCAUACAAUCUGUAGAUAUUGAUGCAUGGAGAAUUAUUAAAAAUGGUCCACAUGUUCCUCAAAAGAAUGGUACUGGAACUACAAAAGUUCCAAAACAUGAAGAUGAAUAUGAUGACAAUGAUUGGAAGAAAAUCUCUAUAAAUGCUAAAGCUAUUAAUAUUUUGCAUUGCUCACUUGACCUUAAUGAAUACAAUCGUGUUUCAGGAUGUCAGUCUGCUAAGGAAAUUUGGGAUAAGCUUGAAGUGACUUAUGAAGGAACUGAUGUUGUUAAAGAGUCUAAAGCAAACCUUCUGAUUCGAGAUUAUGAGUUGUUUGAAAUGAGGCCAGGAGAAUCAAUUGCAGAUAUGAGUACAAGGUUUACUGAUCUUGUAAAUCUUCUCAAAGCACUUGGUAAAAAAUUUGAGGAAGCUGAACUUGAGAAGAAAAUUCUUAGAUCACUUCCAAAGUCUUGGGAAGCAAAGACAACAGUUAUCCAAGAUACUAAAGAUUUCAAAACGUUCACCUAUGAUGAACUCAUUGGUUCUCUCAUUGCACAUGAAAUGGCUGCUCUUCUUUGUUUGAUGGCAUGUGAGGAGAAAGUUGAGAGCUCACAAAAAGAUGAAGAAAGCGACAAUGAGUGUUGCAAAGGACUGAAGGAAAGUGAUAAAUGGUAUAUAGAUAGUGGUUGUUCAAAGCACAUGACUGGUGAAAAAGACAAGUUUUCAAAAAUUGCAAUGAAAGAUGGAGGAUAUGUAAAAUUUGGAGACAAAGGGAAAGGAAAAAUAAUUGGAAAUGGCACAAUUGGCACCAAACCUUGUAUUGAAGAUGUAUCACUUGUUGAAGGGUUGAAAUACAACUUGCUAAGUGUAAGCCAACUGUGUGAUAAAGGCUUUGAGGUAAAGUUUACUUCGUCUCUAUGUACAAUCAAUAGUUUAGAUAAUGACACAUUGUUCAUUGCCAAUAGAUCAAAUAAUGUUUACUUGCUUGACAUGAAUAAUUUUGAAACUAAUCAUGGUACAUGUCUAGUAUCUCUUGAUAAUUCUAGUUAUUUAUGGCAUAGAAGACUGGGUCAUGCAAGCAUGCAUACACUCUCAAAACUGUCUAAGAAAGAACUUGUUAAUGGUCUUCCUAAGAUUAAGUAUGAAAAUGAAUUUCAAUGUAGAGCAUGUGCACUAGGAAAGCAUACUAGAGCAUCUUUUAAAUCUAAGAAUAUUGUGUCUACCACUAGGCCAUUAGAAUUGCUUCAUCUUGAUUUAUUUGGACCCGUAACUCCUACUAGUCUUGGUGGAAAGUCAUAUGCUUUAGUUAUUGUUGAUGACUAUUCAAGAUAUACAUGGACAUUUUUCCUUGCUCACAAAGAUGAAACUUUUGAAAAAUUCACCUCGUUUAGUAAAAUGGUUCAAAAUGAAAAAGGCUUUUGCAUCUCAUCUAUAAGAAGUGACCAUGGAACUGAAUUUGAAAAUCAUUUGUUUGAGAAAUAUUGUGAUAAAUAUGGAAUCAAUCAUAAUUUUUCAGCUCCUAGAACACCACAACAAAAUGGGGUAGUAGAAAGGAAAAAUAGGACUUUGCAAGAAAUGACUAGAACUAUGUUGAGUGAAAAUAAUUUGCCAAAGUACUUUUGGGCUGAAGCUGUUAAUACAUCUUGUUAUGUGUUGAAUAGAGUUUUGAUUAGACCAAUUUUGAAAAAGACCCCCUAUGAGCUAUGGAAAGGAAGGAAACCAAAUAUCUCUUAUUUUAAAGCAUUUGGUUGUAAGUGCUAUGUGUUAAAUAACAAGAAGGAUAACCUAAAGAAAUUUGAUGCUAAAUCUGAUGAAGGAAUCUUUCUUGGGUAUUCAACAAAGAGUAAAGCCUAUAGAGUGUUCAAUAGAAGAACUUUGGUUAUUGAGGAAACUAUUCAUGUUCUGUUUGAUGAGACUAACCCUUCUGAUUGGAGAUUCCAUAGAAACCAUCCUCAAGAAGACAUUAUUGAUGAUCCAUCUCAGGCUAGAAUUGAAGCUAUUAGAAUGUUGUGUGCCUUUGCAUGUUUCAAGGAUUUUAUGCUUUAUCAAAUGGAUGUCAAGAGUGCAUUUUUAAAUGGUUAUAUUGAUGAGGAAGUGUAUGUUGCACAACCUCCAGGCUUUGAAAAUCAUGAGCAUCCAAAUCAUGUUUAUAAACUUACUAAAGCCUUAUAUGGUUUAAAGCAAGCUCCUAGAGCAUGGUAUGAAAGGCUUAGUAAAUUUCUUUUACAAAAUGAUUUUCAAAGAGGCAAAGUGGAUACAACACUUUUUGUUAAGAAGCAUCAUAAUGAUAUGCUCAUUGUGCAAAUUUAUGUUGAUGAUAUAAUUUUUGGUGCUACUAACGAAUCUCUUUCCAAGAAAUUUUCUAAGAUUAUGCAGAAUGAAUUUGAAAUGAGCAUGAUGGGUGAGCUCACAUUCUUCCUUGGACUUCAAAUUAAACAAAUGAAAGAUGGCAUCUUCAUAAAUCAAUCAAAGUACAUCAAGGAUAUGCUAAAGAAAUUUAAGAUGGAAAAUUUGAAGAGCAUGGGCACUCCUAUGAGUUCAACAAUUAAAAUGGACAGUGAUGAAAAAGGUAAAGAAGUAGAUACCAAACUUUAUAGAGGUAUGAUUGGCUCUCUUUUGUAUCUUACUGCAUCUAGGCCAGAUAUACACUUUAGUGUUUGCUUGUGUGCAAGAUUUCAAUCAUGUCCAAAAGAAUCCCAUCUAAGUGCAGUCAAAAGGAUUUUUAGAUAUCUCAUAGGCUCACAAUCAAUUGGUUUAUGGUAUCCAAAAUGCGAAUCAUUUAAUCUUGUUGGCUAUAGUGACUCUGAUUUUCUUUGGAAGUAGAUCGAUGAAAAAGUACCCGGUACUUGUCAUUUUAUUGGUCAUGCACUAGUUUCUUGGCACAGUAAGAAACAAACUUCAGUAGCUUUAUCUACAGCUGAGGCAGAAUAUAUAGCUGCUGGUAGUUGUGUUGCUCAAAUUUUAUGGAUGAAACAACAAUUGGAAGAUUUUGGUUUAAAAUAUAAUCUUGUUCCAAUUAAGUGUGACAACACAAGUGCCAUAAACUUGGUCAAAAAUCCAGUCCAACAUUCAAGAACUAAACAUAUUGAGAUUAGACAUCAUUUUAUUAGAGAUCAUGUUCAAAAUGGAAAUAUCAAAAUAGAGUUUGUUGCCUCUGAAAAUCAACUUGCUGACAUUUUUACAAAGCCUCUUAAUGAAGAAACCUUUUGUAGAAUUAGAAGGGAAAUUGGUAUGUGUGAAUCACUUGCUUGA